GGGUCGUGCGGUCCUUGUCGCGGCGAGAGGCGGACCCUGUGUGAGUGUGAGCGGCAAAGCUGGCGUCGCGCACGCGCGCGACUGCGACUCGCAGAGCGCGGGAAAGAGGCAGGAUAAUUUAACCUAGCUGUCCCACAACAAGUCCGGGCUCACCUACCUAGUUCCUGGUAAGGACAGAGACCUCAACAACUUCUCUGGCUCAGAUUUCUCAAGGGAGGGAUAAAAUGAGUAAGAGGAAGAGGCUUCGGACUUCAGGAGAAGGAGUCCGUCCACCGAAACCACCGAAGAACACAAGACUCAGAGACUCUGAAGGGGCCCGCCACAGUUUCCAGUUGGGCCCUUCGCCUCACCCUGAAGAGUCAGAAGGCAGGUCAGGACCUCCUCCCUCUGUAGAGCAGAGUGGGGAGGAGCCAGGACAGAUGGCCUCCAGCUCCCUGGAUAAGGAAGCAGUAGCUCCCUCCAGGCUCCUCGCGCAACCAGAAAAGGAGCCAGUUGCCUGUCCUCCUUCCCAGAACUCAGUUGGGAGAUUUGUUCCCCAGUUUGCAAAACCCAGGAAAGCAGUGACGAGACUAACAGCUACAAGGGAAGAGGUCCUCGGGAGUGAGGCCUUUAGCUUGAAAACAGCACCAGAGCCCAGCGCCCAGCAGGCAGGAAGCCAGUCAUGGGAGGAGUCCCCUGGGCUCACUGUCUGGGAGGCCAGGGUGCCAAGAGGCCAGACCCAGGCAGACGGCACCCACUCCAGGCGCAGCGUCCAAAACCCUGUAAUACCUGUGUCCAGCAAGGGGGAUUCUCAGUCUGAGGUCUCCAGUGAUGUUUCUCCAGAAUGGGGGAUGGUGCCCUUGGCCUCAGAGAGAGCCGGCCAGAACUACCUAUUGGAGCAAGGGAUAAACUUGCCAGGUGGUGGAGGCACAGAGGCGGGUGGGAUUCCAGGUGAUCUCAGCCAGAAAGGGCAUCUACCAAGCAAUGGUGCUGAAGAGCAGGAGCCCGACCGAGGAGCUCCACAGGAGGAAGGUGCCCAAGGAGGAGCAGGGGUUGAGCAGGAGAAAGGAGAGAGUGCCCUAGGCCUGGCCACUUGGGACUUAGAGCCUGGAUCUGCGGCCCAGGUCCCCACUGACCCCAUGCAGACACUCAGCAGGGCUGGCAGGGAAGCAGAAGGGAGCUGUAGCAGCCCAAGACACCCCUCCCUUAGGAUCACUGUCAUGACAGAUGUGGCCACAGACCCCACUGGCCCAGAACAGAGGGCUCUGGAGGUGGCUGGGCCAGGUGGGAAGGCUGACACCAGGGCACCUACCUCUCCCAACAAGAAGGCCCCUGAUGGAGGCCAUAGUGGGGCCCUGCUCAGAGGUACACCUCUCACCAGGGAGACCACAGGAGGCAGAGGGGAGGCAGGUCAGGAAACUGAGCCCCCUGGUGAUAUCCUGGGCAGCCCUGCAGCCUCCCUGGCUCGGGCUUAUGUGAUCCAGGAGCCCACAAUUUGUGCUAGAGAUUCCAGUCCUGUAGCCUCAGAAAUGGGCCCAGUUGUUGAUCAGACAGGCCGGGAUCAAGAAGGGCUGGGAAGUAUGUGUGCACUGCCUUUGCUAUCACAGACUUUGGGUGAAAAGGCAGCAGAGUUAGGUAGCCAGAGCCAUGAACAAGACCUUGGGGGGCUCAGUCUGUGCCUUGGAGCUUCUGCUCCAUUGCACAGAGAAGCAGUGGAUGCUCCUCCCCGGGAUGCCAGGGCCCACCAGGGUGGCCCAGGUGCCCCCACAGACCCAGCAGGCCAGCCCAAGCAUGCUCCUGACUCUACAGACCAGGCCAUGUUAGAGGGGUUCCCAGCCAUGGAACUCGACUUCCUGCCAGACAGCCAGAUAAAGGAUGCCCUGGAAGCCACCAACUUUGGAGCACCAAAUGAGCAGUUUCCUGCAGGGAGCGUGGAGGGCCCUUGCUGGCCUGGCACCAGCCUAGGUACUGAUGGAAGCCCCCUCACCAUGGCCCAGCCAAGGCCUGUAAGGGAGCUGAGCCCUGUCUUCCCAACUGCGUGUGUCUCCGGCUCCCCGCAAGUGGAAAACUGGACCCACAAGGGGAUCCAGCCAUGCGAAGUUACCAGGAUGGAGGACGCAACAGAUACUGUGCGCGGCCUCAUUGUCGAGCUGUCCAACCUGAACCGGCUGAUCAUGAAUGCCCACCGGGACCUGGAAGCAUUCAAGCGCCUCAACUACAGGAAGGCCAAGUCUGCAGGGAAAGCCCCCAUGCCCUACACAUCAAAGGGGGCUGGGACUCUCCCUCGAGGGGAGCAAUCCUGGAGUGACUUAUAGAUGUUUCCAAAUGUGGAAGCUGGGGGACCACAUGUGCAGUGCCUCUCCCUCCCGUGGAUUUGCUGUUUUGUUCACACCCUGACCCCGGAAGUGCCUGAUGUUCCUGCCAUAAAGCUGACAACAAUCUCUCAGCACACCCCGGAAAGCCUGCAGUCCCUGAUGUUGUGCCUGGUGUUUUGUUACCCCCAAGAUUCUCCAGCAGGUCCUACCGGGCUCCAGAGACUGCCUUUCAAUCCCACUGGAGUUAGCAGCCUCCCUCUGGGGCCUGUGUGGGGAGGAAACCUGUUCCUCCAGAGGCUGAGGCUGCAGUGGGAGGUGGAGGCAGGCGGAGGCCCCAUGAGCAGGGUGCAGAGCCACCCAGAUGUUUAUCUGAGUUUGCAAAUUUUGGCUCCUUAGCUAAGGUUAUGGCAGGUUCAGAAUUUGUUUCUUGCUGGAGGAGAAAAGAGCUCCCUUUGUUGGCUGUAUGUUUGCCUUUCCCUGGAUUUCCAUGCAAUUUAUUUCAGGAAGACCAUUAAUAAAUG
This is a messenger RNA of Phyllostomus hastatus (greater spear-nosed bat), 2815 nucleotides long. RefSeq names its product break repair meiotic recombinase recruitment factor 1 (gene BRME1). The transcript is spliced from 11 exons. Gene Ontology annotation, biological process: double-strand break repair involved in meiotic recombination. The record is from RefSeq and is a predicted model, not a curated record. NCBI's taxonomy places the organism in Eukaryota, Metazoa, Chordata, Mammalia, Chiroptera, Phyllostomidae. Bases 225 to 2294 code for a protein of 689 amino acids.